Ruditapes philippinarum (Manila clam) is the source of this 562-nucleotide messenger RNA. RefSeq lists its product as uncharacterized. Bases 84 to 416 code for a protein of 110 amino acids. The transcript has 3 exons. The record is from RefSeq and is a predicted model, not a curated record. Lineage: Eukaryota; Metazoa; Mollusca; Bivalvia; Venerida; Veneridae.
GUGUUAAAUAAAUGUAUAUAUAUGAAACAACAUCCGUCAGAUAGGUAAAACAUUUUCAAGUUUUCUGUUUUACAACUUGAGCUAUGAAUUCUUCAACUCGUUCAUUACUUGCCGGGAUAUUUCUGCUUGCCUUAACGGCUCAGCUAGCAAGCUCGAAUUGUAUGGAUUGUUCGCCAUGUAAGGUGCAAAUUUCAAUAAAUAAUCAAUCAACAAACUGUCCGGAGAUGUGUAGGUCUAAAGGAUCUGACCCCGACAGCGACUUUGUGAAACGCUGCAACUUGAAGUUCUUCUGCAGUAUCAAUAAUUGUUAUUGCUCGAGCCAGGCCUGUAACGGAAGUGCCCGGAUGGGGAAGAUUUCGGCAUUCGCACUGAUUCCGCUUAUACUCGCCAGUUUUGCACUGAAACACUUUCUUUAACAUUCCCUAUAAUAAUUCUUAAAUAUGUCGUGUAAAAUCAAGUUUAUUCUGUCUCGUUUGAUUAAGAACAUUAUUUAUAUAUAUACCUUGAUUUAUAUCACAUAUUGUUUUAUAAAAAUGAGAAAAUAAAUUUGUUUUAUAUAAAG